Melampsora larici-populina 98AG31 is the source of this 1278-nucleotide messenger RNA. RefSeq lists its product as uncharacterized. The transcript has 6 exons. The record is from RefSeq and is a predicted model, not a curated record. The coding region runs from base 1 to 1278 and encodes 425 amino acids. Lineage: Eukaryota; Fungi; Basidiomycota; Pucciniomycetes; Pucciniales; Melampsoraceae.
AUGCCUUACAAACCGAUUCAGAAUUUGAUCCACAAGGGCGAGAAUCCCGAGGAGGUGUUUGAUCCGGCCUAUUUGAUUGCGGAUGGGGAUGACGCCCCAGCCCGUCAUCCAAUGCUCAAGCGGCUCUGGCGUCAAGGAACGGAGAGCCGUCGCUUGAUGGAAGAGAGCCAAUCUUUCAUCAUCGGUGUGACUUUCAAAAUUCACACAAAGAAUACGGUGUUGGAUUUCAAAGUUUUUAUGUAUGGCAAGUCGCUGAAUGAGUUGAAGGACUUGGUUGGCAAUGUGUGCAACCAUUACUUCACUGGGAUCAAGAAAGUCGUGCUUGAUAGAGAGUUGACUCCGUUGUUGAACUGGAAUGCAAGUGUGGGGUCCAAGAAAACGAGAUUAAUUGAUUUCAAAAGUUAUCAGGAGUUUGUCAACAAUUGGGGAAAGAGUCAAUUGUCCAAAGGCGUCAUCCAUAUCGUGCUGGAGAAACCGCAAGUUAAGGAAAAGAAAAACGCCCAGGCUAGCGGCGCGGUGGCUUUCAUCCAAGGCACCGCUGGGCCCAACGCGAUUGAAGCAGAACUCGCAGCUUCCAAGGAGGAAACAGUGGUGGCUAAAGAAGAGACUGUGCGCGACGGCUUAACAACCCGCGGAAUCUCUCCUAACACGGUUGAAUACAAGCAUGAGAUGUUCAAAAAUGUCGUUGUUCAUAAGGAUAUGAACGUUGAAGACCAAGUCAAUAAACGCUACCCUGUGGCCACCCCAAGAGCCAAACAAACUACCUCAAAGCAAAGAAACUUCUUUGCCAACACUCCUCCAGUUGAAAUGAAGAUCAAGACUGAGCCGAUCAGUCCUUCCGGUUCCAAACGCAAAUUGAAGAUGACCUCCGCCUCCAGCAAGGUAACUUCCCACAAGAAAGUAAAGAAGGAACCUGAUGCCAGUUCGGCCAUGUUGGCGUUCCAGAUUUGCCGCGCUACCAACUGCCCGGUGACUCCCCAAAAAGGCAAGAAUACUUGCAAACAUGUAUUGCUAGCCUUCUGUGAAACAGCAGUCGCAAACACAAGUUCACCGUAUGAACUUGAUGAGUUUUUGUCUUUGAGAGUCUUACGGUCAUUACCCUCCAACUUUUCAAGUGGCCGCUCAAAAUCUCGAGAAUCUCAUGUGGUUUGGUUUGCCAAUACAAUAGAUUUCAAAAGAAAAACAUGUGGUGCACCGGGCAAGGUGACUAAGCAAAGCCACACUGUUGAAUUCGAAACUUUUGAUUGCUUAAUUUCAACUACCACUGUGGCAAGAUGA